UUUUAAAGAUGAGUCUUGAACAACAAUUAGACGAGGUCUUAAUUCAAAUGACCUCUCAGAUUGGAAAUGGCCUUGAUGGGCUACUCGAUCAAUUCUUUGGAUUCCUCCAAAGGAGAACUGACUUCUACUAUGAGCAAGAACCAGGUGAUAAAAUGGGCUUCCCACCAGGAGUUGCAGAAGGAAAAUGAUUCAACUAUUUCAAGAAAUAUCAAAUGAUGCAUUUCAAGAAAUUCCCUCAAAAGGAAGGCUUAGUAGAGAGAUGGAAGGAAUAUACUCAAAAGCAGAAGGAACAAGCUGAAGCAAAGAAAACUCAAGAAGCUGAUUCGAAGGUAGAAGAGGUUGAAGAAGAAAAGAAAGAAAUAUCUACAGAGGAGAAAGCAAAACUUAUGACACAACAAAUUAAGAAAGAUAAUGCUAAGGAGUUAGGAGUUCCUCCACCAACCUCUAUACCAGAGCCUCCGAAAGAAGCUCCAAAGGAGAUGCAGGAUAUUAGUACUUAUAAUGGAGAUUCUACUGAUAAAUAUAAGUGGUCUCAGGAUAUCACUGAAGUUAUCGUUCAGAUAGAUCUUCCAGAAGGAACUUCAGCUAAAUCCCUUGAAGUAGAUAUUAAAACAAAAUACUUGAAGGUAAAGAAUAAAGCUACUGGAGAUGAGUAUAUUGAUGGUGAACUCUUUGAAAAAAUUUCUCCAGAGGAUUGAUUCUGGAGUAUAGAAGACAAGAAGAGAUUAAUUCUUACUCUUACAAAAGGACAAGAAGUCAUAUGGAAGACCAUUAUUGUAGGGGAUCAAGAAAUCGAUCCAAAAACUGUAGAUAACAGCAAGAGAAUAGAUCAAUUUGACCAAGAAACACAAGGACAUUUGCAGAAAGUACUCUAUGAACAAAAUAGAAAACUAAAUGGCUUACCAACCACUGAAGAAAUGGAACAACAAAAGCUCAUGGAAAAAGUGAUGAAUGCAGAAAAUUCUCCUUUUAAAGACUCUCCAUAUGAUCCUCCUAAAUAUGGUGAAGGUCCACAGAUUCCUUUUAAACAGUAAUUCGAACAAUGAGAGGUUUUAGAAUAAUCUUCAAUAUU
Molecule: messenger RNA, 1072 nt
Organism: Moneuplotes crassus
Lineage: Eukaryota; Ciliophora; Spirotrichea; Euplotida; Euplotidae
Source: the annotation of a GenBank genome assembly